Molecule: messenger RNA, 1749 nt
Organism: Fusarium proliferatum ET1
Lineage: Eukaryota; Fungi; Ascomycota; Sordariomycetes; Hypocreales; Nectriaceae
Exons: 5
Coding region: 1-1749 (582 amino acids)
Source: RefSeq, a predicted model, not a curated record
AUGAAGAGCUGCAUCUUUGCAACUACUCUUUUAGGAUCAGCAGGCAUGGCCUCGGCUGCUGAAUAUCCUUCGAUGGAAAUGGAUACAUGGUGUAUCACAUACCUGUCUACCUAUCUUGCUCCGAUUUCUGUUGCGCCCGGUGUGUCACCGUCAAGUCAUAUGACAUUGUUCGGAAACAGUUCAACAGCAACGGCCUCCAUCACAGGUGGCCAGACCAUAAUCGCUUCUGAGCUUAGCUCAACGUCUGACUUGUCGAGUUUCGAUGUUGCAACGACCGAAGCACAAACUGGCUCUGGCACACUAUCCUUUGGUUCGAUAACCGAACCGGUCGAUACGUCUUCAGCGUUUGCAACAGACAUAUCCUCUUCGGCCUUGCCCACUUCAACCGGCAUUAUCGAACCACCGGGACGAUCUGUCAUCUUCCUCAUCCAGGCAUCUGGUAAUCAGAAACGAGAUGUUGAGAAAAGAGAAGCCGAAGGCUUUCUCUUUGUUGGCGGUUUACCAACGUUUUACGCCGGUGAGAAUUACAAAGCACUGGGUGUUCAAGAUGGAGGCUCUUUUCCCCAAGACGCCAUUACGAAGACCUUUGGAACUACGGGACAAAACCUCAUUUUCAAAAACUCCGGCCUACCAAAUGGCGAGGCAGGUUUUUGUCAGGACUCUAGUGGUCAAGUGUAUAUCACCUUCACUGCUAGUCCUCCUGGAUGUGUCCCUGUUACUCUAGGCGUCUAUGACGUCACCCAAUGUCAGAAUGGUCGACUUGUCGGUUUCGAGACUUCGACCUCUGCUUCGGCAAGUUCCACAGAGGCAAGCACAGCUGAAAGUGUGAGCUCUGGAAUUUUCAGUAGCGAAGAGCCCACAACAGCAGAAACAGCCGCCCCCACAGAGUUCAGUUCUCUUUCCUAUGUUGAAACAAGCAGUACCCUGCCCGAAAUGUCUGCCUCCUCGCAAACAUUCGGCUCUGUAUCAUCUGCCGCUUCUUCCCGAAGUGUUGAUGCAUCCACGUCAGCAUCCGGUACUGAAGUAUUUUCCACUAUCUCUUCCGAAGAGAUCAUUCCACCUACUUCAACCUUCAGUUCUGAAGCCUCUACCACCGUCACUUCCCAAGAUGCUGAUACAUCUGCCUCAAUCUCUUCCCAAGCAGUCGAUUCCGAGACAUCUGCCAUCGUUUCUUCUGAGCUUUUUGAUUCAUCUGUCACCAUCCAAUCAACCCUUUCCUCCAGCGACUCUAGUACCGAGGCACCUUCCUCUACUGAGUUGGAAACGUCGAAUUCGCUCGCAAGCACGUCAGAGGAGCCAUUCAGCACGACCACUGAAACUUCAGGUGAUUCAACUUCAGAGACCUCAUCAGAGCUAGCUAGUUCAAGUUCUGAAGAGAUAACUUCAGACCAAUCGACCACAACUUCAGAGUCUUCAACAGGGAUCACAACUACUACUGCAGACACCACUACCGACCUCAUAACGACUACGACCUCUGCUGCCGCAUUGAGUGAGUGCCGCAGCGACUCUAACCCAUACUCAGACAGUGAUUCCACCUUUGAUCUCUCCUGUGACUUCAGUGUCGAUAGCAGUGCAUCGAUAGGAGUAGUUCAAGCAAACAGUUUCAACCAGUGCGUCUUUUUCUGCGCUCAAGCGUCUAACUGCGCUGCCAUCCAGUACGAAAAGUCUACAAUGAACUGUAGCGGAUUUAGGUCAUUUACUGGAACUUCCGCGAACGCUCAGUUUGAUGUUGCGGUCAAGCAACCUUGA